This is a messenger RNA of Macrosteles quadrilineatus (aster leafhopper), 5199 nucleotides long. RefSeq names its product Golgi to ER traffic protein 4 homolog. The transcript is spliced from 8 exons. Gene Ontology annotation, cellular component: BAT3 complex; cytosol. Gene Ontology annotation, molecular function: protein binding. The record is from RefSeq and is a predicted model, not a curated record. Bases 97 to 1083 code for a protein of 328 amino acids. Lineage: Eukaryota; Metazoa; Arthropoda; Insecta; Hemiptera; Cicadellidae. Gene Ontology annotation, biological process: protein insertion into ER membrane.
GUGAGGACUGCGGGAGGAGCAAGGAAUUUACUAUACGACGAAGUGCAUCUCGUGUCAAAUCUCAAUUGAAGUGUUCUAAUAAUAAUAAUUUAUAUUAUGUCUGACAGUACUCAAUCACGUAAAGCUCUUGGUGCACAGCGAGUUUUGGCAAAGUUAGAGAAUUCAGUUAAAAAUGGUAAUUACUAUGAGGCCCAUCAAAUGUAUAGAACACUUUAUUUCAGGUAUCUUACUACCAAGAAAUACACAGAACUCAAAGAACUUCUAUUUGAAGGUGCAAAACUUCUAUUGCGUCAUGACCAACAAACCAGUGGUGCAGACUUAGCCAAUCUGUUCAUUGACGUAUUGGUGAAGUCAGAGACAGAGCCGUCAGAUGAAUUCUUCUCCAAGAUCGCUCAGUUGUUCAGCAUGAUCAGGCCGGAGGUAGCAGAGAGGGAAGUGUUUCUGGGCAGCGCAUUGCGGUGGUCGGCCCUUCACAACACCCACUGUGCCAAUGGCCAUCCGUCCCUACACCAAGCUUUUGCACAGAUCUUCUGGAGAGAGAAGAACUUUGUGUUGGCGAGAUACCAUUUCCUUCACUCCCGAGACGGAGCUGGCUUCGCUACGAUGUUGGUUGAACUACACAGGACGAGAGGUUUUGCCACAGAAGUAGACCUGUUUAUAGCUCAAGUUGUCCUGCAAUACUUGUGUCUUCACAACAAACACACAGCAAACGUUGCGUUCCAGAGCUAUACAACACAGCACCCUGCCAUAGUAGACAAAGGGCCACCAUACAUCCUGCCGCUACUCAACUUUAUAUUUUUUCUGUUGAAAACAGUCGAGAGUGGUAAGCUGGCCGCUUUCACCAUCCUGUGUGAGCAGUACCAACCUAGUAUCAAGAGAGACCCGUCUUAUCCCGAGUACCUAGACAAGAUAGCGCAGAUAUUCUUUGGUGCACCACCUCCCAAGAGGCAGAACACCGGAGGAUUACUAGGAAACAUCAUCCAGUCACUUGUAAAUGGAUUAGGAGACCAAAUAGACUCAGAUGAGGACGACACCCCACGACCUUCUACCUCUAGACAGAUGGAGACAGAGGCUGUAGAUUAGAUCUCUCCACCUCACCCUCCCGCUUGAGCUCUUGUAGAUAUUUCUAAAUCUUAGGUUAAUAAAUCACGUGAUCCAGUCUAGGUUUGUUAUGUGUGCUUUUAUUUGAGCAAAUGGUUUUAUACAGGGUUUCACAUAGUGGUUUUCUACAGUUAGUGAUGAAAAAUGCUACAUAUCUUGUGUUUUGUUUUUUUUUUCACAAAUUCACAACAGUGUGAGGUGUAUAACUUGUAUAAGCAAAAUGUUGCAGGCAUAUACUAGGAAAAAAAGAUUGUUAAUUUUUCCUCAUAUUUCUAAUGAAUUUGACAAAAGAAACACCUGUUUAUUUAUAACAAAUAUGAAGUAACAUCCAGAUAAAUGUUUAGUAUCAUGUUUUUAAAUUUCCCAUUUUACUUUUUUUAACUGGAUGAGGAUCCACUCUUUUAUUCUUAAAACAAAUUAAGAAAUGGAUUCUUUUGCAGCUGACAACUGCAGGGAUCUAAAAACCACCAACACUUAAUUUAGCAAGUCUUACUAAAAACUUCUUUAGAUGUCAAGGAUUAUGUGACGAGGCACGUUUUAGUCACAAUAUGUCAGUCACACGACUCUGGAUCCAUAAAAAUAAAUUGUAUUGCUUUUUGUCUUAAUAUCUUGAUUAAUCAAUAUGUUGAAGACAGGUAUCCAGUUGAUUGGUUAUGUGUUUUAAAAAUAUCUUAAUAUUCUUAAUAUCUGAGCUCAAGAUAGGUUUAAAACUAACCCUAAAAUAAAAGUGCCGCUACAUAAACAUAGUGUAAAUAAAAACUGUACAUAACUACAUUGUACCGAUUGUCAUCAGGCUCCCUUAUACAACCUUAGUUUGUUUUCCUAAAUGAUUAAAUUUAGAUGUAUUUUAAGUUUCAGACAUAUUGUUACCAUGGACAUAUUUUUAACUUCUAGACUUCUAGACAAUUCAUUAAUCAAAGGAAAAAUGGGGUUCGGAUUGGAUUCCACUAUAAACUGUUGGUCCCUUAGUUGCCAUUGGCUGUAUGGGCUAUUAAAAAUUAAUUAACAGCUGUGUCUGUGGAACAUGUCGGCCUUAGUCACUAACAAGACUACAAGAUCACACUACUCCUUCACUCAUAUUUGGGUUAAAAUACAUAGAGGCGUCCCCAUCUUAAAAUAAUUGAUUAAAUUGAUAAUUGAUGAAACGGCAUUAGUUGAUGCUAACUACAACACGGAUAAUUUGAUGCAAAAGGGUAACAUAAACCAUUUUAUAUUACAAUUUACGAUACAGAGGCUUACCCACCAUAGAUUCACUGUGUUUUACAACAAAUAUUGAUAAAAUGUAAAUACCACAUCAUCAGACAUUGAAGUCUUUUUGUUUGAUUCUGUUGUGUUUUUGGUUUAUUUGUUUUUAACACAGUUCAGUGUGCCAUGGAUUUUGGUUUGAAAUUCAAAUAUAUUUAAUCUUUUUGUUGACUUGUUAUUUGGUGUAUGAUUAUUCUAAGAUCGGUUAGCAAUACUUGCCCAGAGGUAGGCUGUAUAUUGUUUAGCAGUAGACGAAUGUAGUUAAGUAGAUAAUCUUAGGGGUGAAGAGUACUUUAACUGAAGAACCUAAACGAAGUAUGUGAAGGGGUUUAACAUACAUUGGGUGCUAUAAGUUAUACUAUCCAUAUUAGGAUAACUAAUCGGUGGUGUAAACUGAGAUAUGACUUAAACUGCUGCUCCAGUUACAUCAUAAACCAAACAUAGCAUUAGUGUUAUUUAUAGAAGGCAGUUUAGUGACCUUAGACCAUUUUGUUUAAAAAGUUCUGUAACAAUAUAAGCGAAAGAGACCGGAGAGCGCAAAGAGAGCGGAAGAGAGAUAUAAGCGAUAGAGUCUUUUACGACAACUGACACCAUGUUGGGUAUUUCAAGACAAAGAUUAGUGUUGAAUAAAUUAUAUGAUAGCUUUGUGCCACGAUGGCUCCGGUUAGCUGGUGUUUUAGAGGAUUAAGGAUGCAGAAUAUUUUCAAAGUAGUCAAAUACUACUAUUCUACUAGUGUUAUUAAAUACAAGUGCUCUUCACCUUUAAUAAAAAAUGACACUUAAACUCAUUCAUCUAUAUGUUGUACAAGUGAAAGCAAUUUCCCAUUCAAUUACAGAAAGCUAUUUUUGAACAUUUGAUAAUAAAACAUCAAUAAACCCAUAAGUGGAAUCAAGAUAACCAUUUAUAUAGGCACCUUACAAUGACAUCUUUGUUUACUGUUAACCAUCUGUACUUUAGUAGAUGAAUGGGUUGAAUAAUUCACUAAUGUAUUUUCCUGUAAGCUAUAAAUGUAAAAUAUGUAGAUUGUAACAAAAUGUUAUUUGUAGAACCUUGCUAAUCUGUCUUUAAUGGUUAUUUGGUUAUCAAACCGCACCCUCCUUGCAAAGUGUUUGUAACUUUCCAAUUUAAACUUAUUUUGGGCAUUUCGAUAUGUUUGAAUUUUAGUGGUAAUUAUUUUACCGUUAGCUCAUGACAUAGUGCAAUCCAAGUGUCUGUUUAUGAUAGUUGUUGUUUGUUACCAUUUAAUUAAUAUUUAUUAUUGAAAUGAUUUUUGGGAAUUUCCUCUAUAGGGAAUAAGCUAUUACCGUAGUACUCAUGGUAAGACCUGGACCCGGGACCGAUUUACUUUUUCCUUUUGAGGUCCCUAGAGUCCAAAAACACCAUCUGUUCAAAUUAAUAUAUAUUUAUAUAUGUGUCCGUUAACGCGAUAACUCGAGCAAAAGUCAUCCGAUUUUGAUGAAAUUUGGUACAAACGUGUAAACCUACGUUUAUUCAAACGAGUUCACGAACCAGCAUGAUUGGACUAUGGGAACAGGGUUUUAUGGGGUAAAAAUUGGUUUUUCCCAUUUUUGACCCUGAAAUCCAUUUUGUAGAGCUUAAAAAACAAAUAAUUUAGUAUAUUGAAGCGUUAGUAUGCGCCUAAUGGUUACGGAGAAAAUUCCAAAAAUCUGUAAAUUUAAAAUUACCAUGUUAUUCUUAUGGAGAAUAAGUAAACUGUUGUAGUUUGCUUGUUUAUGAACGUAUUUUGAUCAAAUUUGGAAAAUGCAUUAAUUUCAUACCAAACUAUUACAUUUUACAAAAAAACACCUUUUUACCCUCCCUGUUGCAGCAAACCUAAGUACUUGUUAAACUAAUGUCAUUUAAAUAGGGAAUAAAUGUGUUAUUUUUAAGGAGACAUUUUAGUGUAAAUCCAAUCAGGCAAAUGGAAAUUCGCUUAGUCUGCAGGUUUGCUGCGGCGGGGGUAUUUUUAUAAGUGUUUUUCUUUAGUUCAUGGUUAAACUCCCUGUACCAUUAGUGACAGAUUAUCAAGACUCUACUUUAGAAGAUUAAACUUUUAAUAUUAACAGUAAUUAAUAUGAAUGAAAUUUGAAAUAUUUAUAGAUUUAGCAUAUUUUAUCAGUGACCCAAAUAAUUUUAAUUUCAGAUUAACCAUUAAAUGUGAAUUCUCAAUGAAAUACUACUUACACUCAUUGAAGUGUGUAACAUAAAAAUGAAUUCGGGAUAUUCAUAAUGUUCGUUGCCAUUUUACUAAACAUCUAACUUAAAAUUAAAAUAACAAUCACACAUCUGUUUUCCAAGAAAAACUAGUUUGGAAAUCUAUUUAUUCUAACACUCUACAUUUUCAAAAUUAUUAUAGAAAAAAGUUUCACGGUCACUUUUAUGGUUGCAGUUUUUUUUUUAUGUUCUACCUUCACGUCCUAGGAUUCUAAACUCUAGCCUGUAACCGUUUUACACCUUACUUAAAGAUGGUCCUAGAGGGUUGUGGCAUUAUCUUUUCACAUAGAGAAAACUCACUGGUGACAGCUGGGAUCUAAACCUGGGACAUAUGGACAGAAGCCCCACUAGACCAGCUCAGCUCGCUCCUCGUAGCCGCAGUACUCGUAGGAGAAGUUUCACAUAAACUUUAUAAAACUUUGUCACUAAAAAGCAUUUGAUAAUUAAAAUCUAACUGUUAACUGUUAACAAAAUACAAAUUUUCAAAAAUAAGUCUUAAGCAUAGUAAAAAUAAAACCAAAAUUGUACAUUCUUUUGUUUUUAUAUUUAUUUAUUAUACUUUGUUGGGAAGUAGUCAGAAUUAUGUGAAAAUGUACUUUCUAUGACACAGAAUCAAUAAUAAAACUAUUAAUUUCGAA